This is a messenger RNA of Ostrea edulis (European flat oyster), 3822 nucleotides long. RefSeq lists its product as uncharacterized. Bases 1 to 2682 code for a protein of 893 amino acids. Gene Ontology annotation, molecular function: calcium ion binding; carbohydrate binding. NCBI's taxonomy places the organism in Eukaryota, Metazoa, Mollusca, Bivalvia, Ostreida, Ostreidae. The record is from RefSeq and is a predicted model, not a curated record. Gene Ontology annotation, cellular component: membrane. The transcript is spliced from 17 exons.
AUGUACAGAAAAUAUUUUCUUUUUAUUGUGUAUCUGUACGGAAACCUAAAGAGAUGUCAAUCACAUACAACUACCGCUCAGGAAGUGACGACAUUCACCACAACCUGUAACGAUUACACCCAUGACGUCAUCAAGAUUCAAUCAGCAUCGUAUUAUCAAAUUGGUGGAACAUGCACCAAUGACGUCACUUCUAUUCUCUCAAGUGCCUGCGACGAUAACGAUUCUUGCUCUGUAAACGUUUAUGCCAGCGUUUUAGGGGACCCGUGUCCUGGAGUAACCAAAGAACUCUCCGUCACACACAAAUGUGUGGUUCAUGGUAUAUGGGGUGAUUGGGAGUCCUGGACAGCCCGUAGUCCGUGCUCCCACAGUUCCGGGUGUUCUAGUCCAUCCGAUACAACGACCAGGAAAAGAAAUUGCGAUAACCCUGCAGCACAGAAUGGUGGGAACACUUGUUCUGGAUCAGAUUCCGAAACCGGGUCCUGUUCUAGCAACGGAUGUAGAAUCAACGGAGGAUGGGGAAACUGGGGAACAUGGAGCUGUGUUGGAUCUCAGUGUACCUCCACUGGCCAGUCAACAUCCCGAACCCGAUCCUGUGAUUCUCCGUCUCCCGUGCACGACUCGGACAACUGCGGCGGUUUAACAACUGAUACAGAUAGCUCAACCUGUAACGGUGUUGGAUGUUUCGUUGCUGGAGUUUGGCAAACCUGGAGUAACUGGGGAACAUGUUCGGUGACCUGCAACCAGAACGAAGGGCACAGAGCGAGGACUCGUUCGUGUUCCGGGCAUGCUAACGGUGGGGAUUGUUCCGGCGCGUCUACACCUACAUCUACCCUCAGUGAAUCCGAGACUACUUCCUGUAUCACGACACUUCCUGUUUGUCAAGUAAACGGAGGUUGGACAGACUGGGGAUCGUGGUCAGCUUGUCCCUCCAACUGCUAUGGCGCUACUGCUAGUUACACCCUCACCAGAACUAGGACCUGCACUAAUCCCACGCCUACAAUAACAGGCUUACCAUGCUCUGGUGCUACCUCGGAAACUGCAACCUGUACACAGAGGAACUGUCCUAUUGAUGGUAAUUGGAGCGACUGGUCUGCUUGGGCAUCGUGUCCAUCGAACUGCUGGCCCCACAGUACGCCCGUUGGACGCACUAGAACCUGUACAAACCCCUCAGUACAGUAUGGGGGAGACGCAUGCUCCGGGGACAGUAGUGAAACUGCAACGUGCUAUUCCCUAGGAUGUCCAGUUCAUGGCGGUUGGGGCGAAUGGGGAUCCUGGAAUACUUGCUCCGUAACAUGUGACACGGGGACUAAGAAUAGGUCACGUGUUUGCAACAACCCAACGCCAGCAAAUGGGGGAAACGCUUGUGCGAAUUCUGCAGAUGAAUGUAUAGAAUGCAACACUCAAAAUUGUCAGUUUUGUCUGGUCAGGGACCACUUCAUGAAAAGCACCGCUGACUCCCACGCUUUGUCCGACACAUCACUGACCAACAGGUAUUUUCUAAUGCCAAACACGGACAACACAAUCAAGUGCUGUGGGCUAAUCUCUCACUGGGAGUUUUAUCCUAAAGCAGAGGGCACUAUCAUCUUCCAGAUAUGGAAACUCGAAAGCGGGAGCUCGUAUAAACUUAUUGGGUCAAAUCAGGUCGAGGUUCCAGCAUCAGCCGUCGAUACAGUCCACCGAUACACAGUACCUACAGCGGACCGCAUAGCGGUCAUCGACGGUUACUUCAUAGGCUGGUAUUGCAACAGUACCAACAUGAUUCCAUACUCGUCUUGCAGUAGUUCUUUAGUCAACGACAAAUGCACCACAGGAGAACCUUCCUGGAAGUCUUGUAACACCGACUCUUACACGUCCCUACCAUUUUCAGAGGUAGCCGUAGGAAGCACUCUGUCUUGGGCCUCGGGCACCCAGGCUUCGGACAGAUACACGGCCAUAACCUUUGCCACCGUCGACAAUACGGACCCUAUAUUUAACAUGAGUUUGGUGAAGGUAGCCAUUGUUGAUCACACCACUGUCGGAACCAGCGUCAUGCCGUUCACCUUCACAGACGUAGAUGUCGCCGAUUUCUUCGAUUACUCCGGCUAUUCCAAUUCUCAUACUUACUUCCUGUUUGACACUGCGGAUUUGACUAUUAAAGUGAAGGCCGCUUUGCCUCACACUGUCGGGACAGCAGAAACUGUUCACACGUACGUCAUCAGCGCCAAGGAUUCUUGUGACAAUGCCGUCACCGGAACUGUUACCAUAACAACAUUUAACGGCCCCCCAGAAUUUACCAACUUACCAAAUCACGUGGAACUGAUAGAAGGAAUCCAGACGGAGCACAAUUUGUUUACUGUAACCGUCACCGACCCCUCCCCUGACCCUGUGACCUGUGUCGUAGGAUCUGUUCUCCCCUCAGCUGAAACUUCGACGUUCUCCUUUAACCCAUCAACAAAUGAGUUAAAGGUUAAUGCAAACCAAAAUAUCUCACUGUCGGACAUCACCAGCUAUGAGAUCUGGUUUGAGUGUACAGAUGGUACAGACAACUCUUCGAGCUUCCUGACAGUGCAAGUCGUCAAAUUCGACACUUUUGACGAAACUCAGGUUCAGCCCACUUUCUUCUCCGUGACGGCCAUGGUGACCGCAGGUGGGCUAGCGAUCAGCGUGACAUUUGUAAUUGCGAUUUAUGUACUAGUCAUUUAGGGUCCUUAAAAUGGAUAUUCAAGACUGCAUUAAAUAAUCCCAAGUACUUUAUAGUACUUUUCUAAAGUGUCGUGAAUGCUUACUCCUACGCACUUGUUCCCAUUUCUGAUGUUUUCAGGGGACUUUUUAUGUCCUGCUCACAAUUUUGUAUUCUUUAAAGGGUUAAUGAGAUUGAUCACUGUUUGUAAUUUUCACCUUUUCUAGUAAAUAUACAAAAAAUGUCAUGUUGAUUCAGUUGAUUUUCCUGUGAUAAUCUUCACGUUUUUUCCAUUUUUACGCAUUCAACAUAGCUGCACAGCAUUAACAUGUUCCGUGAUGCUGCCAGUCUUGCAUGACCUUUGCAUAAUCAUUUAUUUAUUGUCAUCAAAGAUGCAACAUCUCAAAUAAAGUGAUAUUGGAAAGCCGCCUUAUUUUUGCACAAUGGAUGAAGAACAUUGAAAUUGUUGAUGACAUCAGAUUUUCUGAUGACGCACAUUUCUACCUAAAUGGGAUCGUAAAUAAGAAAAAUGUGUGUUACUUGGGCAGUGAGAAACAAAAUCUGUAUUUGGAGAAACCUUUGCAUGGGAGAAAAGUGACAGUUUGGGCUGCUUUGAGUUCAACGGGGGUAAUCGGACCUUUCUUCUUUGAAAUCAAAAAUGGUGAUACACAGAGAGUGAAAAGCAUUCGUUACCUUGAAGUUCUAAAAAACCCUUCCAAUUUUAAUCAGAAAAGGCAUAAAUCCAAAGGAAAUCUGGUUCAACAGGAUGGGGCGACCCCACACACUACCCGAGCUAUUACGGAUUGGUUUCAUGAAACAUUUGAUGGAAACUUCAUUUCUUUCAAAACCCCUUCAUUCCUCUGACCUGAAGCCUCUCGAUUUCCCUUUAAGGGUGUGUGUGAAAGAUCGGGUCUACAAUCCACAGCGGAACGAAAAUGUUUAAUUCGGAAAGAAAUGCGGAGGAUUUCAGCUGAAAAUGCUGUUGUCAGGAAUUUCACACACACCUACUAAACAUUGUUACUGCUAAAAAAAGGGCGAUAUUUAGAGCAUAUUCUGUUAAUUUGUUGGGAGUUUUUAAAUAUCACUUACUUUGUAAUUAACAUAUGUAUGUUUUUCAUGUUUUUAUGCAUACAAUUUACAUUAUAUAAAUUCAUGAAAAUGCA